Molecule: messenger RNA, 1095 nt
Organism: Mycena indigotica
Lineage: Eukaryota; Fungi; Basidiomycota; Agaricomycetes; Agaricales; Mycenaceae
Product: Thioredoxin reductase
Exons: 7
Coding region: 94-1095 (333 amino acids)
Biological process (GO): removal of superoxide radicals
Cellular component (GO): cytoplasm
Molecular function (GO): thioredoxin-disulfide reductase (NADPH) activity
Source: RefSeq, a predicted model, not a curated record
CUGCUCACCAACACGUUCUUCCGUCGUCUCCCCCGGCCCCUCGCCGCCGCCGCCUUCCUCGUCCCGCCUGGUUCGAAAAACAAGCAAUCCAGUAUGGCCACCGUCGCCAAGAGCUCCAAAAUGCACUCCAAGGUUAUCAUCAUCGGUUCUGGACCUGCGGGCCAUACGGCGGCGAUCUACCUCGCACGAGCGAACCUGAAUCCGGUAUUGUUUGAGGGUUUUAUGGCCAAUGGAUUCGCUGCCGGUGGACAGCUCACGACGACGACCGAUGUCGAGAACUUUCCUGGAUUUCCCUCGGGCAUAAUGGGGCCAGAGCUUAUGGACAAAUUCCGCGAGCAGUCAGUGCGGUUUGGGACAGUCAUCAUCACCGAGACGGUGUCGAAAAUCGACUUAUCUGCGCGCCCAUUCCGGUACUGGCGUGAGAUGCAGGAGGAGGAAGAGCCCGAGACCGCUGAUACCGUUAUCAUCGCGACUGGUGCGAGUGCAAAGCGAAUGGGCUUGAAGGGAGAGGACACCUAUUGGCAGAGCGGCAUCAGUGCUUGCGCUGUCUGCGAUGGUGCGGUGCCUAUCUUCAGAAACAAACCACUUGCUGUCAUUGGUGGCGGCGAUUCUGCAGCAGAAGAAGCCACAUAUUUGACUAAAUAUGGCUCUCAUGUCUACGUGCUCGUUCGGCGUGGAGAGCUGCGGGCCUCCAAGAUCAUGGCCAAGCGGUUGCUUAACAACCCGAAGAUCACCGUUUUGUGGAAUACUGUAGCGACCGAGUGUGUCGGCGAUGGUGAUCUUCUCCAAGGUUUACGCAUCAAGAAUGUUCAGACGGGUGAAGAGAAAGACUUGCCCGUCAAUGGCCUCUUCUACGCUAUUGGACACGAGCCCGCAACAAGUCUAGUCCGCAAUCAACUGCAAACCGACCCCGAUGGCUAUAUCAUCACCGUUCCUGGUACCACACAAACUUCAGUAAAGGGCGUCUUUGCUGCCGGUGACGUUCAAGACAAACGAUAUCGACAAGCCAUUACCAGUGCGGGGAGCGGUUGCAUGGCUGCGCUCGAGGUUGAGCGUCUAAUUGCGGAGGAGGAGGAGCUUGGCGGGGAGGCAUAA